AUGCAUCCCAUUGCAGCCGAUACACACGAAGCACAAGUCAUUCGAGAAUACCGUGAUCGUGAGGUUGCCUUCUUCAACAACUUGCCCACAGCGCAGCGUGCGUUACUACGAGCCCAUCAUAUUGAUCCAGCCGAUUCACUGUUGUAUGGCGAGUUGGCGUUCGUCCUUGUCGGUCUUAAACCAUGCGUGCUGAUUGAUUUCCCUCGAGACGCCAGUGCCUCAACAAGCAUCACACACCUCUAUCGACAGGCAGUCUUGGAUCCAUUGAAAGAGCAAUAUGAUAUAUGCAUCAACGAGAUCCAUCGUCCAUUGGCUAGUGAUGAAAUGGAGCUUAAAGGGUGUUUAUUGGUGCACAAGUCAUGUCCAUUAGUACAACAACUCCUGGAUCAGCAAGAUGAACAAGUAUCAGAGACAUUGCUUGCCAAAUUACUUGAUUACCCUGGUCGAUUACCCGAGUCAUCCGACGAGAUAUCAACCAUGUGCGAAGUUGUAUAUUAUGCAAUCCCAUCAAAAGUCAUUCUCACUACCUUUGCUGCACAACAAGAUGAAUUGGAUCAAGUCAAGGCUCAUUUUGCACGCUACAAGGAGCAAUGUCAUACACAAUUAGGCAUGGAACUUGGCCUGCUGGUACGUCGACCAGGUUUUUAG
Messenger RNA from Lichtheimia ornata, 648 nucleotides. RefSeq lists its product as uncharacterized. The transcript has a single exon. Lineage: Eukaryota; Fungi; Mucoromycota; Mucoromycetes; Mucorales; Lichtheimiaceae. The coding region runs from base 1 to 648 and encodes 215 amino acids. The record is from RefSeq and is a predicted model, not a curated record.